Trichophyton benhamiae CBS 112371 is the source of this 993-nucleotide messenger RNA. RefSeq lists its product as uncharacterized. Gene Ontology annotation, molecular function: ubiquitin binding. The coding region runs from base 1 to 993 and encodes 330 amino acids. Gene Ontology annotation, cellular component: mitotic checkpoint complex; bub1-bub3 complex; kinetochore. The record is from RefSeq and is a predicted model, not a curated record. The transcript has 3 exons. Gene Ontology annotation, biological process: mitotic spindle assembly checkpoint signaling. Lineage: Eukaryota; Fungi; Ascomycota; Eurotiomycetes; Onygenales; Arthrodermataceae.
AUGGCUUCUAACCAUUUCGCCGUUGCGAACCCGCCCUCGGACGUGAUAUCGGCCGUCCAAUUCUCCCCCGAGCCAGAGUCGACGCGCUUUGUGGUGUCGUCAUGGGACAAGAACGUAUAUCUGUAUGACCUCAGAGACGAGAACGGCACUAUUGGCGAGGGGAAACUCAUACAAAAGUUUGAACAUCGCGCGCCGGUGCUAGAUGUCUGUUUUGGCCAGAAUGAAGACGAACUAUACACUGCCGGGCUGGACUGGGACGUCAAAAAUAGAGAGCAUGGCCUGGUCGUCUCGGCGUCGUGGGACAUGACACUGCACAUCCACAAGGCAGACGGGAGUGCUUCGCCCGCGACAAUCCCACUGCCCUCAAAACCCUUCUCCCUCUCCGUUACCCCUACCAAACUCGUCGUUGCCAUGGCUUCGAGAACGUUACACAUCUACGACCUCAAGUCUCUGGUGCUAUUCCUGGAGCAGUCCGGCGGCCAGCCACCAGCUCACACCCUCGAGCUAGAGCCCUGGCAGCGUCGCGAGAGCAGUCUCAAGUUCAUGACCCGGGCGGUGGCCUGUAUGCCUGAUGACGCUGGCUACGCCUCAUCAAGUAUAGAAGGGCGAGUAGCGGUAGAGUGGUUUGAUCCUUCCGACGAGUCUCAAGAUCGAAAAUAUGCGUUUAAAUGUCAUCGGCAGCACGUUGACGGCGUCGAUGUUGUCUAUCCCGUCAACGCCCUCGCCUUUCACCCUGUAUUCGGCACUUUUGCCUCUGGAGGUGGUGACGGAGUGGUUGCUCUGUGGGAUGGGAUUGCGAAGAGGAGGAUACGGCAGUACCCCAAAUAUCCUUCCAGUGUGGCUGCAUUGGAUUUUAGCUCUAACGGGAAAUACCUUUUGGUUGGGAUCAGCCCUGGAUUCGAGGACGAGAAGGACGAUGUUCCCGAGGGCAGCGUCAAAGUGAUGGUUAGAGAACUCGGCGAGACAGAAGCAAAGGGGAAAGGAACCAAAUAG